AUGCGUAGCGUCUUCGGAAUGAGCCUUAUUCUCCACAAAAUUUCGAGCACAAGAACUUCCAAUAUCACUGAAGAUUCACAUACUUUUCUUACAGAGGAAACACAUGCAGAAAUAUAUUCCACAAAAAAAAUCGGGAUGUGUCAAGACAUAACAAAUGGCAACUCAAGCGAAUACAGUGAAGUUGAACACGAGAGAAGUUUGCAAUGUUCGUCGCACAAGUGA
Molecule: messenger RNA, 222 nt
Organism: Necator americanus (New World hookworm)
Lineage: Eukaryota; Metazoa; Nematoda; Chromadorea; Rhabditida; Ancylostomatidae
Exons: 3
Coding region: 1-222 (73 amino acids)
Source: RefSeq, a predicted model, not a curated record